CUGUUUACCCUGACGUCAGUUUGCAGAACUAGCACAGCCCUGUCUCCCUCCAGUGUCUCCGAAACUCCACACAGUCACAACUGGGGGGAAUAGAGGGGCUCCGCUUGUCUCCCGCGCGCCCGGACCUCACGGAGUGAGUGAAAUGACUUCUUCUUCUCAUUUAAAGUGGACUAAAACAUCUAAACGAUGAACACCUGCGCCUUUCUACUGAUUUUGACUGUUCAAAUCUACGCCGAUGGCAUUGAAGGACCAACAGCUGCCGGCUGCACAUUUGAAGAGGACUCUGACCCUAAUCUGUGUGACUUCACCCAAGGGGAGGAGGAUGACUUUGACUGGCUGCUAUUUCGGACGUACAGUUCACCUUCUGCCAGCUCUGACCUCUUGAAGGGGUCCUUCAUGUUGGUGAACUCUUCCCAGCAUGCCGUGGGUCACCGGGCUCAGCUGCUGCUGCAGACGCUGAGUGAAAAUGACACACACUGCGUCCAGUUCAGCUACUUCCUGUACAGCCGCGAUGGCCACAGUCCCGGGGCCCUACGUGCAUAUGUGCGAGUCAACGGUGGGCCGCUCGGCAGUCCGGUGUGGAAUACGUCUGGCUCUCAUGGCAAACAGUGGCACCAAGUUGAACUGGCUGUUAGCACCUUCUGGCCCAACGAGUACCAGGUCCUGAUUGAGGCAACAGUUUCCAGAGAGCGUCGAGGCUACAUCGCUUUAGAUGACAUCAUGGUGCUCAACUAUCCCUGCUAUAAGGCACCGCACUUCUCCAGGCUAGGAGAUGAGGAGGUCAAUGCUGGGCAAAAUGCCACUUUUCAGUGUGUUGCUGCUGGAAGGGCCUCAGAAGCUGAGAAGUUCCUGCUGGAGAGACACAAUGGGGACAUUUCAACAAUGGCGUCGGUGAAGCACCUGAGUCAUCGGCGCUUUGUGGUGUCUUUCCCGCUAGAUAGCGUUCAGCGUUCUGAUCAAGACCUUUACCGCUGUGUGACUCAGUCCCCCAGAGGCUCAGGGGUCUCCAACUUUGCUGAACUCAUUGUCAAAGUACCUCCAUCCCCCAUCGCGCCGCCUCAGCUGCUGCGUGCCGGCUCCACUUACCUGAUCAUCCAGCUAAACACUAACUCUAUCCUGGGAGAUGGCCCCAUUAUCAGGAAGGAGAUUGAGUACCGUGCCAGCCAGUCCCCAUGGUCAGAAGUGCACGGAGUCAACAUGGUCACCUAUAAGCUGUGGCACCUGGAUCCGGACACAGAGUACCACAUCAGUGUGCUAUUAACUCGGCCCGGAGAGGGGGGAACUGGCCCUCCUGGACCUCCUCUUGUGAGCAGGACCAAGUGUGCAGAGCCCAUGCGUCCACUGCGAGGCCUCAUAGCCACAGAUAUCCAGUCCAGGCAGCUGUCCCUGCAAUGGGAGAACCUGGCGUUUAACCUGACACGCUGCCACACUUACUCAGUGUCCCUGUGCUACCGCUACACCAUGGCCGGAGGAGGCGGUGGCCACAACACCACCGUACGCGAGUGCCUGGCUGUGGAACAUAACGCCUCACGCUUCACAUUGCGUGAUCUCCCACCGUACCACAGCAUCCAUGUUCGUCUGUCACUGGCCAACCCAGAGGGGAAGAAAGAGGGCAGAGAGGUCACCUUUCAGACUGAGGAAGACAUUCCCGGAGGCAUAGCGCCGGAGUCUCUCACCUUCACCCCUCUGGAUGACAUGAUCUUCCUGAAGUGGGAGGAGCCUGUAGAGCCCAAUGGUCUAAUUACACAAUAUGAGAUCAGUUACCAGAGUAUUGAGUCGUCCGAUCCAGGCAUCAACGUCCCAGGACCCAGAAGAACAGUGUCCAAGCUCAAGAAUGAGACUUACCACAUGUUCUCCAACCUUCACCCAGGAACAACUUACCUGAUCUCUGUCCGAGCGCGUACAGCCAAGGGCUUUGGUCAGACUGCCCUUACUGAAAUCACCACUAACAUCUCAGCACCUACCUUUGAUUAUGGAGACAUGCCAUCACCCCUGAGCGAGACUGAAAGCACAAUUACUGUGCUGCUGCGCCCUGCUCAAGGCAGAGGAGCACCUGUUAGCACAUACCAGGUGGUGGUUGAAGAGGAGACUGUUAAGAAGGUUAAGAGGGAGUUGGGGCUUCAGGAGUGUUUCCCGUUGCCCAUGUCACACAGCGAAGCGCAGGCCCGAGGCACGCCACACUACUACACGGCCGAGCUGCCUCCCAGCAGUCUGCCAGAGGCCAGUCCCUUCACUGUGGGUGACAAUCACACUUACAAUGGCUACUGGAACAGCCCUUUGGACCCUCGCAAGAGCUACCUUGUAUACUUCCAGGCUAUGAGCAACUUCAAAGGGGAAUCCCGAAUAAACUGUAUUCGCAUUGCUCGCAAAGCGGCCUGCAAAGAUCACCGCAAAGCUCUGGAGGUCUCCCAGCACUCUGAGGAAAUGGGGCUGAUUCUCGGUGUAUGCGCUGGAGGACUUGUAGUCCUCAUCCUCCUGCUGGGUGCCGUCAUCAUUAUCAUUAAGAAAGGAAUGAACUACUACUCUUAUUAUCCGAAACCAGUGAACAUGAAUAAGACACCCAUCACCUACCGGCAGGAGAAGAGCCAUAUGGGCUCCAUGGAGCGCAGUUUCACAGACCAGAGCACCCUGCAGGAGGAUGAAAGAAUGGCUCUUUCCUUCAUGGAUGCACACACGUGUGGUACACGAAGUGAUGCUCGAAGUUCGGUGAAUGAGGCCAGCAGCCUGCUAGGAAGCUCCCCGAGGCACCAAUGCGGACGUAAGAGCUCCCCCUACCACACAGGUCAACUCCACCCCGCCGUCCGAGUGGCCGACCUCCUCCAGCACAUCAACCAGAUGAAGACUGCCGAGGGCUACGGUUUUAAACAGGAGUAUGAGAGCUUCUUCGAUGGCUGGGACUGCACAAAGAAGAAAGACAAAACCAAAGGGAGACAUGACACGUUGCUUGGAUAUGAUCGCCACAGAGUGAAGCUCCAUCCUCUGCUGGGAGACCCCAACUCAGACUACAUUAACGCUAACUACAUUGAUAUUCGGAUUAACAGGGAAGGCUACCAUCGAUCCAACCACUUCAUCGCCACUCAGGGACCCAAGCAGGAGACCCUGUAUGAUUUUUGGAGAAUGGUGUGGCAGGAAAACUGUUUCAGCAUCGUCAUGAUCACUAAGCUGGUGGAAGUUGGCAGGGUGAAGUGCUGUAAAUACUGGCCUGAUGACAGCGAGAUGUAUGGUGACAUCAAAAUCACCCUGUUGAAGACAGAGACACUAGCAGAGUACACUGUUCGCACCUUUGCGUUGGAGAGGAGAGGCUACUCGACCAAGCAUGAGGUUCGUCAGUUCCACUUCACAUCCUGGCCUGAACACGGGGUGCCCUAUCACGCCACUGGACUGCUGGCUUUUAUACGAAGAGUGAAAGCCUCUACACCUCCUGAUGCUGGUCCUGUGGUGGUCCACUGCAGUGCGGGGGCAGGCCGCACCGGCUGCUACAUCGUGCUGGAUGUCAUGUUGGACAUGGCCGAGUGUGAAGGAGUGGUGGAUAUCUACAACUGUGUAAAAACCCUCUGCUCUCGACGCAUCAACAUGAUCCAGACAGAGGAGCAGUACAUCUUUAUCCAUGAUGCCAUUCUAGAGGCAUGUCUUUGUGGAGAGACGGCCAUCUUAGUGAAUGAAUUUGCAGUCACUUAUAAAGAGAUGUUGCGAGUGGAUUCGCAGAGUAAUUCCUCUCAGCUGCGAGAGGAGUUUCAGACACUCAACUCUGUGACUCCCCACCUAGAUGUGGAAGAGUGCAGCAUUGCUCUGUUGCCCAGAAACCGUGAGAAAAACCGCAGCAUGGAUGUCCUGCCACCUGAUCGUGCCCUGGCCUUCCUGGUCACCACAGAAGGAGAGAGUAACAAUUACAUCAAUGCUGCCCUCGCCGACAGCUUCCACCGGCAGGCUGCCUUCAUUGUGACCCCUCACCCUUUGCCGGGCACCACAGCAGACUUUUGGAGGCUGGUUUUUGACUACGGCUGCACAGCAGUGGUCAUGCUCAACCAGCUCAACCAGUCGAACUCUGCCUGGCCAUGUGUUCAGUACUGGCCGGAGCCUGGUUUACAGCAGUACGGACCCAUGGAAGUGGAGUUUCUGUCCAUGUCAGCAGAUGAUGAUGUCAUCACUCGUCUGUUUCGGGUCAAGAACGUCACCAGGCUCCAAGAGGGCCAGCUGGUGGUGUGUCAGUUCCAGUUCCUGCGCUGGUCAGCAUAUCGCGACGUUCCCGACUCCAAGAAGGCUUUCCUCAACCUGCUGGCUCAAGUGCACAAGUGGCAAAGGGAGUGUGGAGAAGGACGCACUGUUGUGCACUGCCUCAAUGGUGGUGGUCGUAGUGGGAGCUUCUGUGCCUGCAACAUCCUCCUUGAGAUGAUCCAGUACCAGAACAUGGUAGACAUCUUCUAUGCUGUCAAAACUCUACGCAACUGCAAACCCAACAUGGUAGAGUCUCUGGACCAGUAUCGCUUUUGCUAUGACCUCAUCCUGGAGUACUUGGACUGCUUUGAAGGCAGAUAGCAACUAAAUGUUUACGACAGCAGCGGUAUCCUGUGCGCUGGAGAUUCAAUUUGAGGCCACCCGGUGACCUCCCCUCUUCUUUAAUGUUUGGACCUUUGGACUUGACUUUGAAGGGACAGUGAAGGAAGGAGCAGGAAUAAAGAAAAAACAUGGUCAAGGUUCCAACUUUUAACCUUUAAUGUACAGCUGUGAGUUCCUCCUUGUUGAUGUUUAUCUCUUUUGAUAUUUUUUGUGUUUCACUCGGUCCUCUUUGCCUCCUGCUUUGAAUCUCUUUUUGUGCUAAGGGUUUCUGUAGCAGAAAAACAGUAUUCGGAUCCCCAAAAUGGACCUGUGUGUUGUGAUGAGGGUGACCAUGGCUGUGCUUUGUCGCUUCAUUCAAACAAGGCGGAGGCUGUUUGUAUUUCCAUGGUUACCGCUGCAUCAUAUUAACUUGGAAACACUCUUCUUUCCUUAGAGCUGCUCACAACAGCAGUCUGCUGUGGUCAUGGUAUGACUUAUCUAUAGUACCAUAAACUGCCUUAUUGUCUAAUGUUUGAACAAAUUUGUUCAAAUUACCACAUAAAUCUCAAAGUUCAUCAUACUGGUGUACAAAACAAGAAGAGACUUUAAUAGAGCCGUGGCAUUAGAAUUGAUCAUCCCAGAAUUCAGCAGUAUUGAGGCAAAAACUGUACAGUAGUCCAAUGUGUUGUAUUUUGCCAUAAUGUGUGUGCUGGAUUACCAUGUGUGCUAUAAGUGGGCAUUUCUAGGGUCCACAGCAGUGGGCCUGGUCCCACCACAGGAGAUUCCUGUCUCAUUACUGUCACGGUGCCAAUCCCACUGACUGACUUGAAUCCUUUACUUUGUUCUACUCUUCAUCUUGAUGUACGCCUACAAACUUGUACUGCAUCAUCUAAUGUUCCUGCUCCAAAGUGAUUGUUUGUAUUUUAUACCCAGUGGGAAAGAAAAAAUGAGCAGUGGGGAGCUGCACUGAGAUGCCAUAGUGGUGAUGUGAAAAAUGAUGUUCCAUUAAUGCUUUGGUAAUGUGUCUCUUCCCGUGCAGCAGUACAGGUUUGUGUUUGUAACUAUUUUACUAUUUUGUUGUCUGAUGCAUUUGGUUUUACUGUAAACUAUCAAACAAAGUUAAACCAUUUAAUCAUAUCAGGUGCGGGGCUAAUUUUGAGAACUUUGACAUGAAGUUAGUUGUUGUUAGUGGUGUACAAUAAGAAUAUAUAUUGUAAAAAAAGGGCAUUAGGAUUGUGCAUAAGGAAUUCAGUCCAUUAUGCAUCGGCAGUCACCACUAAACAUAUUGAUCUUUUCACAUCAUUUUCUAUGAGUGAAAAUGUUGUAUUAAAAAGGAAAAAUGGCAACAAAGACCCAGCUGUUUAGUUACCGCAGAGCUGAUAAGGGGAAAAAAGGAAAAAAAAAAAAAAAAACAUUUUUCAGCUUGCUGUCGUGGACUUUUUAAUCCCUCAGUCAGAC
This is a messenger RNA of Melanotaenia boesemani (Boeseman's rainbowfish), 5994 nucleotides long. RefSeq names its product protein tyrosine phosphatase receptor type Ub (gene ptprub). The transcript has 31 exons. Gene Ontology annotation, molecular function: protein tyrosine phosphatase activity; protein binding. Gene Ontology annotation, cellular component: membrane. The coding region runs from base 187 to 4536 and encodes 1449 amino acids. Gene Ontology annotation, biological process: protein dephosphorylation. The record is from RefSeq and is a predicted model, not a curated record. NCBI's taxonomy places the organism in Eukaryota, Metazoa, Chordata, Actinopteri, Atheriniformes, Melanotaeniidae.